CCCAACCACUGCUCAUCGUCGCCACCACCCACGGAUCCUCCCACAACCUCAUCCUCGGACACCCCCAACUCCCUCCCCCAGUCCCACUCCCACUCCCACUUCCUGAAACUCAUUGGCCCUCCGGAUCAUGUCGUUGGUCCAACAUGUCUCGUCCAUCGAGGGUGUCGACCGCGAACCCGAUCCCCUGGAGGAUAGCCUCAUCAUCACCGCCAUUCCGGCCGAUUUCGCCCCCAUCCACCGCAAGAUCAGCUACGAUGUCCUGCAGCCGCAGGCCGUGCCGGAUGAGACUGCGAAAACCCCAGCCUACAAGGUGCCGACUGUGAAGCGAGUGGCCCAGGUCGUCGUCACCAUCCUCGCGUGCUGGUUCGCGUCCGGCAUCGUGUUCGGCUUCGCCGCUCUUAAACCCGUGCUGGUCGCAGAGGGGAUCUAUCGCGAGUGGUGCACCGACGAGGAACUGCGCGACGGGGUCGAACUCUGCGCGAAGCAGGAUCUUCAGUUGAACUUCUUCUUCACCAUCAGCUCCAUCACCGCCAACGUCUCCGCCCUCCCGGUCGGCACCAUCCUCGAUCGCUAUGGCUCGCGCGUCUGCGGCUUCGUAGGGUGUCUGCUGCUGGCGACUGGCAGUUUGCUCAUGGCAUACUCGUUUUCACACCCCCCGUUCCAUGGCUUUCUCGUCGGGAACGUCUUCCUGGCUCUGGGAGGGACCUUUAUCUUCGUCCCCUCGUUUCAGAUCGCAAACGCCUUCCCCCGAUAUGCAGGCACCAUUGUUGCUCUCGUUACGGGGGCCUUUGACGCGUCUGCAGCGGUCUAUCUGUUCUACCGGCUCACCUACGAGGUGACCAACCAGGCAUUCGACCCGGAGAAAUUCUUCCUGGUCUAUCUCAUCGUCCCCGUUCUGAUAUUCGUCGCGUUGAUCACUCUCAUGCCGUCGCAGGAUUACCAGAGCACCUACCAACUAGAAGUCAAGGUCGAAAAAGUCGAAGACGCCACCCGCGACGUGCACGACUCCGACGACGAGAUCGAAAGCGACUCUGAGCUGCGUCGCAUCCGCCGGGAACGCGCCGAGCGCCGUCGGAAGAAGCUGCGCAAGAUCAACAAGGUGCUGGGCGAUCAGGACGAGCGACAGCAGCGCGAGCAGCGCGAGGAGGACCGUCAGGCUGCCAGCGCCGUCUGGGGGGCGCUGCACGGCCAGCCGGCUCAGGCGCAGAUGGCCACCCCGUGGUUCAUCCUGAUCACCCUGAUGACGGUGCUGCAGAUGCUGCGGAUGAACUACUUCAUCGCCACCAUCCGGUCGCAGUACGAGUACAUGCUGGACUCGGAUGCGCUUGCUGAACAGAUUAACUACUUCUUUGAUGUGGCGUUGCCCAUUGGCGGCGUCAUCUCCACCCCUUUUAUUGGACUGCUUCUUGACCACUUCAGUGUCGCUGUCAUCCUCGCCAUCAUAGUGGUGCUGACCACCGCGACGGGCAUUCUGAACUCCAUCCCCAGUGUGGGGACCGGCUAUGCGACCGUCAUCCUUUUCGUUAUGCUUCGUCCGCUAUAUUACUCUGCCAUGUCAGACUACACCACCAAAGUCUUCGGCUUCGCCACCUUCGGCCGCGUCUACGGCACGAUCAUCUGCUUCUCCGGCCUCGUCAACUUCUCGCAGUACGGCCUCGACGCCCUGACCCAUGGGUCCUUCGGGGGCGACCCCAUCCCCAUCAACAUCUUCUUUGCGUGCGCCGGGUGCGUCGUCGGGGCUGUGUUGGUCGGGUUCGUGUACGUCGCUGGCAGGAGGAUGCGCGAGCGGGAGCGCGAGAUGAGGGAAGAUGAGGAGCGGCAGAGGUUGAUUUUGGAGGAGGAGGAGGAGGGUAUAGUUAUGAAUAUGAAUAUGAUUCAUGAGCUAUGA
Messenger RNA from Aspergillus heteromorphus CBS 117.55, 1888 nucleotides. RefSeq names its product putative MFS transporter. Bases 128 to 1888 code for a protein of 586 amino acids. The record is from RefSeq and is a predicted model, not a curated record. Gene Ontology annotation, molecular function: transmembrane transporter activity. Lineage: Eukaryota; Fungi; Ascomycota; Eurotiomycetes; Eurotiales; Aspergillaceae. Gene Ontology annotation, biological process: transmembrane transport. Gene Ontology annotation, cellular component: fungal-type vacuole membrane. The transcript has 5 exons.